Messenger RNA from Synchiropus splendidus (mandarinfish), 2592 nucleotides. RefSeq names its product trimethylguanosine synthase 1 (gene tgs1). Gene Ontology annotation, molecular function: RNA cap trimethylguanosine synthase activity. The transcript has 15 exons. The record is from RefSeq and is a predicted model, not a curated record. Gene Ontology annotation, cellular component: nucleus. Gene Ontology annotation, biological process: 7-methylguanosine RNA capping; 7-methylguanosine cap hypermethylation. The coding region runs from base 123 to 2474 and encodes 783 amino acids. Lineage: Eukaryota; Metazoa; Chordata; Actinopteri; Syngnathiformes; Callionymidae.
UUGCUGUCGUGACGCCACAAGUGCGCGACGGUCCUGCACCGACGCAGAGUUAGUCGUGCGCUGAAAAGCCUUAUGUUGUCAUUGUAGUUUGCUGAAAUUAAGUUCAGUUGCAGCCUCCAAUCAUGUUGGUUGUCGGAAAUAGAAGGACUGAAAUGAUGGAGAUUCUCUUUAGCAACAGAGAAACCAUGGAUUACGUCCAGUGUUGCUGCUCCAGAGUCUUCGUCCAGGACCGAGAGUUGUACCGUUCUGAUAACAGAGUGUUUGACCCAAGACUACGUGAAGCCAAAGAAUCUGAGGACUGUGGCAGUAACGAUGAAGAAGAAGAAGACCAAGGCAAAGAAGCACUCGAUGAAGAGAGUUUACUGAUGGCGAGCAUGGGCUUACCACUGGCCUUUGCAAGCUCUUCCAAGAAGCUCAAGAUGAAGAAUGGAGAAUACAGAAAACAGUCUACUCAUCAUAUAGAAGGCGACGAAAACUCGGACCCACCUGCGAUUUCAGCAGUUUGCCCUGACAUUUCGGAUGAUGAGACGGACCAUCAUUCAGUGUUUGAAGAUCAACAGAUUGAACUACAAGAGGAAGUUCCUGAAAAAAAAGACGUGGCUUCUGGCUGGGAGUCAUACUGGGCUCAAUAUGGUGAGGGCCUACUUUGGAGUAGUUGGCUGGAGAAACACCCUGAGUCCACGGAACAUGCUGAAAAAUUCACAGCUAUAUGGGAUGAUGAAGACCCCAAGACUGACUGGGAGCAGCAUGUGACGGACACCUACAAUUCUUACUGGCAUCAGUACUGCUACUGGACAGCUCUGGGGUGGACGACCGAGCAGAGUCACAGUGAAGACUCACCUGCAACAGUUCAGGAAUUGUACGAAGACCAAAAGAUGCCUUUAUGUCAAGAGUCUAAUAACGCUGGAACUGAGAAAGCAAAUGGUUUUCUUCAGGAAGAUUAUUUGAUAGAUCUUUUUGGAAGCACAUGCUCACUGGGUGGAGAGCCUGUAAGCCAUCCUGGUGUUGCAGAUCAACCGUCUGAUGGUGCAAAUGGGGAAAAGAUUUCAGAUUCAGCCACGCAACAAAAUAAAGGACCACAAACAGCUCCUCAGAACCCCCCUUCAAGCUCCAACUGGACAUGUGCAUCUAAAUCCAGAAUUAUGUUGCGGUCUGGAGAAGAUGAAGAAGAUGACAACAAUCCCCCAUCCGGCAAAACCGAAGCAAUCAAGCGCAGUCAUGAGCUGGAUGUGGAAGAGACCCCAAAUCUGACCCCUGAGGAAACCUUGAGCGAACUUGGACUUAGAUGCAACCCUAAACCUUUGUUUGUCAUCAAACGUAAAUAUGAAGGCAGCUCACAACAACAAUAUCAAAGGAAGAAAAGAGCGGCAUGCAAGAUCAGGAAACAGACCAACUUCUCUGAGAUGAGUGGAGACGACACGCAGAGUACAAGCACUCUCUCCAAGGUCAAAGACUUUCUCAAAACAAGGUUUAUAGACACAGAGAGCCUCAGCGAUCAUGACCCAGUUACAGUACUAGAUCCUGAAGACACCACAACAGCUGAAAGAACUGCUCCGGAACUGACGGACUCCAGUUCCGUACUGGGUGAAGAAAGUGGGAAGGAACAGGAAUCAAGCCUGGAUAGUCGGCUCCUCGGCAGUGACUUUGCCGUGGAGGAGGAAACUGGGGCAUGUGAGGAGCCCGAACACAAUGGAAGAGGUGGUCCACUUGAGUCUUUGGAAAUCCCAGACUUCCUCCUACCUCAGCCAUGCGUGGAUGCUAAAGUUGGGAAGAAGCCGAAGAAGAAACGGAAACUGAGGAAAACUUGUCCACAGAUUCCCGAGGAGAUGGAAGCAGACCCAGACCUAGCCAAAUACUGGGCUCAGCGCUACAGACUCUUUUCCCGCUUUGAUGAAGGCAUCAGGUUAGACAGAGAGGGCUGGUUCUCCGUGACUCCAGAGAGGAUUGCUGAGCAUAUUGCCUUCAGAGUAAACAGCACUUUUGGUGAAACAGAGCUUGUUAUUGACGCAUUCUGUGGAGUUGGAGGAAACGCAAUCCAAUUCGCACUAACCGGAAAACAAGUCUUGGCUAUUGAUAUUGACCCUCUGCGUUUGGAACUUGCGCACCAUAAUGCCACCAUAUAUGGUGUGGCUGAUCGAAUUGAGUUUGUGCAAGGGGACUUCCUGCAACUUGCCCCUCAUCUCCGCGGUGAUGUUGUCUUCCUGUCACCUCCUUGGGGUGGGCCAAACUACCUCACUGCAGAGGUGUUUGACCUUGGCACCAUGAUGGAACCCAAUGGAUUCCAGAUUUUUCAGCUGGCCAGGAAGGUAUCUGAAAAUAUUGUUUUCUUUCUGCCUCGCAACGCUGACAUGGACCAGAUAAUCUCCUUGGCUUGUCCUGGGGGGAAGGUGGAAGUCGAGCAGAACUUCCUCAACAACAAAUUGAAGACGAUCACAGCUUAUUUUGGAAGUUUGAUUAAGUCUGACAAGUGCUGAAACAGACAUUUUUUUUAUCUUCUGAUCUUGUUACACAUACAGAAUUCUAUUGUUUUUAUAUAUGUUGUUUUUAAAACAAGAAAUUGCCAAAUAAACCAAUUUGGGCAAAAACAAUGUU